AUGCAGCUUCAGUUCAAGUCUACGGCCCUCCUGGCCGCCGCUCUGGCCACCGUUGCCUACGCCCAGAACUCCGAAGCCACCGAUGUGGCCAGUGCCACUGACAAUGGCGAGCCCAACUUCAGCUUGCCCUACUUCACCGACUCUGCUACUCCCCCCAGCGGCGGCGGCGUUACCCUGACCGAAGUCUCCGCUCCUCCCUCUGAAACGGCCACCGAGACUGCCACCGAGACUGCCACCCAGUCCGGCGAGACUGCCAGCGUAACUGCCACCGAGACCUCCGUGGCCACCGGCUCGACGGCCGUCAGCACCUCGACCGACGUUGUCUCAACCUCGACCGCCGUCUCGGGUUCACAGACUGGCAGCAGCUCCGCUUCCGGCACGGCCAGCGAGUCUGGCAGCGCGUCGGCCACCAAUUCCAACUCGUCCGCCUCUUCUACCGAAUCUCCCUCGUCCACCAGCAGCGACGACUCUGCCUCGGGCACUCCCUCGAGCUCUGAAUCGGCCUCUGCCUCUCCUUCUGAGACCGACUCGGGCGCAGCUGGUUUCGCCGACAAGAACUGGGCUCCUUGGAUGCUCGCCUGGGUUGCUGGUGUUGGUUUGGCGCUGUAA
Messenger RNA from Aspergillus affinis, 609 nucleotides. RefSeq lists its product as uncharacterized. The record is from RefSeq and is a predicted model, not a curated record. The transcript has a single exon. Lineage: Eukaryota; Fungi; Ascomycota; Eurotiomycetes; Eurotiales; Aspergillaceae. Bases 1 to 609 code for a protein of 202 amino acids.